GCGGGCAGCGCGCGCGCCACACGUGCGGAGCUCCGACUGCGCUGUCAACUUUCUGCGCGUGAGCCGCAGCGGACAGGACGUCGUUCACUUUUCACAGGUGUUAACCGGGGAACCGAGCAGGUUUAAAAUGAACGAAAGCCUGGAGAACAACCUGACUCAACUGGACGACAACUGGACGUUUUAUAACGCCUCCACGGAGCACAGCAAGCCGCGGAACGUCACCUACGUGGGAUUUUACCUUCACCAGCCGUCUACAGCCGCCAUCUUCAUCAUCUCCUACCUGCUGAUCUUCCUGGUGUGCAUGGUGGGAAACGGGGUGGUGUGCUUCAUCGUACUGAGAAGCAAAAACAUGUGGACCGUCACCAACUUGUUCAUCCUGAACCUCGCCGUGAGCGACCUCCUGGUGGGGAUUUUCUGCAUGCCCACCACACUUCUGGAUAACAUCAUCACAGGGUGGCCCUUUGGAAGCCUGGUCUGUAAAAUGAGCGGGAUGGUUCAGGGGAUUUCGGUUUCCGCGUCCGUCUUCACUCUGGUGGCCAUCGCCGUCGACAGGUUCAGGUGCAUCGUCUAUCCCUUCAAGCAGAAGCUGACCAUUUCCACGGCCACCAUGAUCAUCGUCAUCAUCUGGGUCCUGGCGGUCUCCAUCAUGUGUCCGUCCGGGGUGAUGCUGCAGGUGACCAAGGAGCACACGGUGCGAGUGCUGCUGGGCUACGACAACAAAAGCAGCCCGUUCUACUGGUGCAAAGAGGACUGGCCCAACCAGGAGAUGAGGAAGAUCUACACCACCGUCCUCUUCGCCAACAUCUACCUGGCUCCUCUUUCGCUAAUCGUGAUCAUGUAUGCCCGGAUCGGCAUCACGCUUUUCAAAACCACCGUUCCAACGGGGGGAAAGCCGGGCCAGGAGAACCGCCACAACGUGUCGAAGAAGAAGCAGCGAGUGAUCAAGAUGCUGCUGGUCGUGGCUCUGCUCUUCAUCAUGUCCUGGCUGCCCCUGUGGACCCUCAUGAUGCUGAGCGACUACGCCCGCCUGACGGAGCAGCAGUACCGCAUCAUCAACAUCUACGUCUACCCCUUCGCCCACUGGCUGGCGUUCUUCAACAGCAGCGUCAACCCCAUCAUCUACGGCUUCUUCAACGAGAACUUCCGCAGGGGCUUCCAGGCCGUGUUCAAGUUCAGCCUGUGCGCGGCGGACGGCCACCGCCGCAGGACCUACUCGCACCGGCUGCAGGGGAACUCGGUGCUGCCGGCCAAUCCCCUGCAGACCACCGUGGAGCCCAUUUCCAUGAACAGCCUGGAGCAGAACCCCUCCAGGAGGCUGAACGUGGUCACGCAGCAGGAGCUGAUCAUGGAGGACCUGGAGAAGAGAUCCUGCAGCAGCGGGGGGGUGACGGCCGUGUCCAUCUGA
This is a messenger RNA of Oryzias latipes (Japanese medaka), 1405 nucleotides long. RefSeq names its product neuropeptide FF receptor 2a (gene npffr2a). Gene Ontology annotation, biological process: cellular response to hormone stimulus; regulation of adenylate cyclase activity; regulation of MAPK cascade. The record is from RefSeq and is a predicted model, not a curated record. Gene Ontology annotation, cellular component: plasma membrane. Lineage: Eukaryota; Metazoa; Chordata; Actinopteri; Beloniformes; Adrianichthyidae. Gene Ontology annotation, molecular function: neuropeptide receptor activity; peptide binding; opioid receptor binding.